UCUUUCUUCUUAUUUACUUAUUUAUUUAUUUUAACAAAGAAUAUAGUGACUGUCAAGAAACGGGAGAAAGCUUUGGCACUUGUUUGUUGGGGGGAAGGAAAAUAAAUUAAAAAAAGAUUGCAGGAGAUUUGAGUUAUUAUAUGGUCAGGGCUCCGUUUAGAGUCUGUGGUAUUCAAAGCUGGCUUUAGUCACAGCAUGAUGCUUGAAGCCUCCCAAAGCCCAAGUGUUUCCUUUCUUUCCGGUUUUUUUUUUUUUUUUAAACGUUACUUCAAUGAGGCAGAGGGCUGCCUGUGAGUGACGUCAGGAGUUUGAGCAGUGAGCUGCACAGGAGAAGGGAGGCUGGGUGAGUGACAGCCCAGCCUACUUUUUAAUAGCUUUGUCAUGUGACUGGGGACUGUAGUAAGACAGGUGCCUUCAGUUCACUCUCAGUAAGGGGCUGGUUGCCUGCAUGAGUGUGUGCUCUGUGUCACUGUGGAUUGGAGUUGAAAAAGCUUGACUGGCGUCAUUCAGGAGCUGGAUGGCGUGGGACAUGUGCAACCAGGACUCUGUAUGGAGUGACAUCGAGUGUGCUGCUCUGGUUGGAGAAGACCAGCCACUUUGCCCAGAUCUUCCUGAACUUGACCUUUCUGAACUCGAUGUGAAUGACUUGGAUACAGACAGCUUUUUGGGUGGACUCAAGUGGUGCAGUGACCAAUCAGAAAUAAUAUCCAAUCAGUACAACAACGAGCCUUCAAACAUCUUUGAGAAGAUAGAUGAAGAAAAUGAGGCAAACUUGCUAGCAGUCCUUACAGAGACACUGGACAGUCUCCCUGUGGAUGAAGACGGAUUGCCCUCAUUUGAUGCACUGACAGAUGGAGAUGUGACCACAGAGAAUGAGGCUAGUCCUUCCUCUAUUCCUGAUGGCACCCCUCCGCCUCAGGAGGCAGAAGAGCCGUCUCUACUUAAGAAGCUGUUACUGGCACCAGCCAACACUCAGCUAAGUUAUAAUGAAUGCAGCGGUCUCAGUACCCAGAACCAUGCAAACCACAAUCACAGGAUCAGAACAAACCCUGCAGUUGUUAAGACUGAGAAUUCAUGGAGCAAUAAAGCGAAGAGCAUUUGUCAACCACAAAAGCCACAAAGACGUCCCUGCUCGGAGCUUCUCAAGUAUCUGACCACAAACGAUGACCCUCCUCACACCAAACCCACAGAGAACAGGAACGGCAGCAGAGACAAAAGCACCUCCAAAAAGAAGUCCCACACACAAUUGCAGACGCAACAUUUACAAGCCAAACCAACAACUUUAUCUCUUCCUCUGACCCCAGAGUCACCAAAUGACCCCAAGGGUUCCCCAUUUGAGAACAAGACUAUUGAACGAACCUUAAGUGUGGAACUCUCUGGCACUGCAGGCCUAACUCCACCCACAACUCCUCCUCAUAAAGCCAACCAAGAUAACCCUUUUAGGGCUUCUCCAAAGCUGAAGUCCUCUUGCAAGACUGUGGUACCUCCGCCAUCCAAGAAGCCUCGCUACAGUGAGACUUCUGGUACCCAUGGCAGUAAUACUGCCAACAAAGGGCCCGAACAAUCUGAGCUGUACGCACAGCUGAGCAAGACCUCAGCGCUCACCAGUGGCCACGAGGAAAGAAAGGCCAAACGGCCCAGUCUCCGGCUAUUUGGGGACCAUGACUAUUGUCAGUCCAUUAAUUCCAAAACAGAAAUACUGAUCAAUAUCUCACAGGAGCUCCUAGACUCUCAACAACUUGAAUAUAAAGAUACGCCCUGUGAUUGGCAGGGGCAGCAGAUCUGUUCUUCCACAGAUUCAGGCCAGUGCUACCUGAGAGAGACUUCGGAGGUGGGUAAACAGAGUUCCCCUUGCAGCACCAGAAAACAGCUCCAAGACCAGGAAAUCCGAGCCGAGCUGAACAAGCACUUCGGUUAUCCCAGUCAAGCUGUUUUUGAUGAUGAAGCAGACAAGACCAGUGAACUGAGGGACAGUGAUUUCAGUAAUGAACAAUUCUCCAAACUACCUAUGUUUAUAAAUUCAGGACUAGCCAUGGACGGCCUGUUUGAUGACAGCGAGGAUGAAAGUGAUAAACUGAGCUACCCUUGGGACGGCACGCCAUCCUAUUCCUUGUUCGACAUGUCGCAUUCUUGCUCUUCUUUUAACUCUCCAUGUAGAGAUUCUGUGUCGCCACCUAAAUCCUUAUUUUCUCAAAGACCCCAAAGGAUGCGUUCUCGGUCAAGGUCCUUUUCUCGACACAGGUCUUGUUCCCGAUCACCUUAUUCCAGGUCAAGAUCACGGUCCCCAGGCAGUAGAUCUUCUUCAAGGUCUUGCUACUACUAUGAGUCAAGUCACUGCAGACACCGCACGCACCGGAAUUCACCCCUGUGUUCGAGGUCAAGGUCAAGAUCGCCCUAUGGCCUUAGGCCCAGGUAUGACAGCUACGAGGAGUAUCAGCAUGAAAGGCUGAAGAGGGAAGAAUACCGCAAAGAGUAUGAGAAGCGGGAGUCCGAAAGGGCCAAACAAAGGGAGAGGCAGAGGCAGAAGGCAAUUGAAGAACGCCGAGUGAUUUAUAUUGGCAAAAUCAGACCUGACACAACACGAACGGAACUGAGGGACCGAUUUGAAGUUUUUGGUGAAAUUGAGGAGUGCACAGUAAAUCUGCGGGAUGAUGGAGACAGCUAUGGUUUCAUUACCUACCGUUAUACCUGUGAUGCUUUUGCUGCUCUUGAAAAUGGAUACACUUUGCGCAGGUCAAAUGAAACUGACUUCGAGCUGUAUUUUUGUGGAUGCAAGCAAUUUUUCAAGUCUAACUAUGCAGACCUAGAUUCAAACUCAGAUGACUUCGACCCUGCCUCCACCAAGAGCAAGUAUGACUCUCUGGAUUUCGAUAGUUUACUGAAAGAAGCUCAGAGAAGCUUGCGCAGGUAACAUGUUCCCUGACUGAGGAUGACAGAGGAACGGUGAAUACCUCACGGGACAGGGCAUACUUCCCUGAUAGACUAUCACAAGUCAUACUUAGGAAUCUCUCCUGCGUUACACUCUCUGUACAAAAACAAAACAACAGUACAACACAAAUAACACCAACCAUGGUUUACAUGAACCCAGCUGCUGAAGAGGCAAGAGACAGAAUGGAUAUCCAGUAAGCACAUGUUUCUUCAUGGGGGUUAGCUUUACUUUCCCUGGGAUCUUUUGGUGGUGGAGUGUGUGUGUGUGUGUGUGUGUGUGUGUGUGUGUGUGUGUGUGUGUGUGUGUGUGUGGUGUGAGUAUAUCGGUGGGAACUAGGGCACCUGACCAGAGUAUGCAGGGGCAAACCACUUAAAUGGCAGCAGUUCCAUGAAGACACACUUAAAACCUAGAACUUCAAAAUGUUUAUAUUCUAGUCAAAAGGAAAAAGAAUAUUGCAUAGAUUCAAAAGGAAAGAAAGCAACCAACCAAUCAACUAAUUAACCAAGAAACCAACCACAAGCCACCCUAAAAUGACAGCCGCUGAUGUCUGCACAUCAGGCUCCAGACUUGUUUUUUAAAAGAAAAAGUGCAAAAUCAAAUUGAAGCAAGCUUCAUCUUACAGCUUCAGGACAAUCCUGAAGCACUCACAGGUUCCGUAAAACUAGAAUCCUGGAUCCCCCCCCCCCUUUUACUUUUAUCUUUUUUUUUUUUUUGUCCCCCUUGGUUGGUUCUUCUUUUAUCCCCCUUUUGCCAUGGAAUCUGGGUGGGAGAGGACACUGCGGGCACUGGAAUGUGAAACUUUCCCAACAUUUUGAAGUUUCUCUUGUUCGUCUUUUAUCCUGACGCCCAUGUAUAUGUCCAACAUGUUGAUCUUCUACUGAAAAAAUCUCAGAAGCCUUGUCACAUGGUCACACAUGCGGCUUGUUCAGCCGUCCUGUCUGAGGAGUGAGCACAGUGAGACAUUACUAAGGAGGGUCCUGCAAAAACUCUCGGCGAUAUGUUCAGAUAGUGUAACCACUACAUUCUCCGAUGUAGUUAAGUAUUUACAGAUGUUAAAUGGAGUAUUUUUAUUUUGUGUAAAUACUAUACGAAGAUGUUCUCUUUUUUGUUACAGCUAUGCACUGUAAAUGCAGCAUUCUUUUCGAAACUGCUCAAUUUUUCUUAAUCAAGAAUAUUCAAAUGUAAUUAUAAGGUGAAACGAUUAUUGUACACUAACAUAUUUAGAAGCUGAACUUACCGCUUAUAUAUAUUUGAUUGUUAAAAAAAAAAAGACAGUGUGUAUGUCCUUUGAGUGCAACAGCAGCAAACCGAUGCUUUCUCGCACAUCCAUACCUUUGUAGGUGAGCUUCAAUCUUAUAAGCAUCUCGUCAAGAAAUCUCCUAGUCCCCUACAGGUUAUUAACCACUUCUGCGAUAUUUUUCCACAUUUUCUUGUUGCUUGUUUUCCUUUGGAGUUUUAUACACUGGAUUUGUUAGGGGAAUGAAAUUUUCUCAUCUAAAAAUUUUCUAGAAGAUAUCAUGAUUUUAUGUAAAGUCUCAAUGGGUAACCAUUAAGAAAUGUUUUUAUUUUCUCUAUCAACAGUAGUUUUGAAACUAGAGGUCAAAAAAAUCUUUUUAAAAUGCUGUUUUGUUUUAAUUUUUGUGAUUUUAAUUUGAUACAAAAUGCUGAGGUAAUAAUUACAGUAUGAUUUUUACAAUAAUCAAUGUGCGUCUGAAGACUGUCUUUGAAGCCAGUAUCUCUUUCCCUUGGUGGAGUACGAUGAUGGUAUUUAUCUGUAUUUUUUACAGUUAUGCAUCCUAUAUAAAUACUGAUAUUUCAUUCCUUUGUUUACUAAAGAGACAUAUUUAUCAGUUGCAGAUAGCUAUUUAUUAUAAAUUAUGAGAUGAUGAAAAUAAUCACACCAGUGGAAAUUUUCUACCUAGGAUGCAUGGCAAUUGUCAGGUUGGAGUUUAAAUGUUUCAUUUGAGAAAUUCAGCUUUUGCAGAAGCAGUGCUUCUACUUGCACUAGCACGGCCUCUGACAUGACCAUGAUGUUGUUCUUGAUGGCAUUGCUUCUACUAAAUUCAAUAAUAAUACAAAUAAUUAAAAAAAAAAACCUUCAAAAAAAAAACACAACCCUCCAUUAUGAACAUCAGGAUUUCAUCUGAGUGUGGAUCCCGUGGAAUGGAAGUCAGUAAUCUUUGGAGUGUGUAUUCAAGUUUUUUUUUUUUUUUACAUUGAGAUUCGAUUCCAUUUUGUCCAGCAUGACUUUUCUGGAAGACAUAAUAUGCCUACUACUUAAUCGUUCUUUUCCUUUCUCUCACCCAACACAAUCUUAGAAAGAAAAAAAAAAAGGAUUUCACCCCCAGGCCAAUGCAGCUAAUUUUGAUAGCUGCAUUCAUUUAUCACCAGCAUAUUGUGUUCUGAGUGAAUCCACUGUCUGUCCUGUCGGAUGCUUGCUUGAUUUUUUGGCUUCUUCUUUCUAAGUAGAUAGAAAGCAAUAAAAAAAAUAUUACAAAGUAAAAGAACUUGUUCACAGAUUCUGCGUUACAACAGUAACACAUCUUCAAUCUGCCUAUUCUUGUUGUUCUGUAGGUUAAAUGCAGGUAUUUUCUGUGUGAACGCCAAACUAAAGUUUACAGUCUUUCUUUCUGAAGUUUGAGUAUCUUCUGUUGUAGAAUAAUAAGAAAAAAAAGACUAUUAAAAGCAAUAAAUUAUUUUUAAGAAAUCAAUAUUUAGUAAAUCAUAUUAUGUGUUCAAGGACCAUAUGCGUUCUCGAUUUUGCCUUUCAAUUUUUGUGAUCCAAUUUUAAAUACAUUCUCCUUUUGGCCCUGGAUUUGUUGACAUGAGUAAAGAUACUUGGUUUCUUUUCUUACUUAUCAAAAGACAACACUGCAGAUGUCAUGUUAAUGUAUUCCCCCUCCCCAGCCUGACAAAUAUUGUUACUAUGAAGAUAGCUUUUUAUCCGUGGACUUCAAAUUGCAUCUAAAAUUAGUGCAAAGAGAGACUCACUAAACCAUCUUAACGGAGCUUUUGUAUUUUAUGCAGACACUGUGGGUAGCCCAUCAAAAUGUAAACUGUGUUCCUUUGACUUCAAUUUGUUAAAUUUUUGUUGAAGUGACUAUUCCAAAUGAACCCACAUACUCCUCUUCCCCGUACCCCCCCCCCCCCCAUAAUCACUGGAGGCAAAUUUCAGCAUAGAUUUGUAGGAUUUUUAGAGGACUACAGGCCAUUGCCUUCAUGCCACGGUAAGUACCACAUCUACAAUUUUGGUAACUGAACUGGUGCUUUAGAAAUGUGGGUAUUUUUUUGUUUGUUUCCCAGAGAGAGAGAAAGAUCAGUAGCUGAAUAAUUCUUCCAGUACAAGAAAAUCAAUUGUUGCUAAAUGACUCCAAGAACUGUCAACAUUCAAAGUAGCAGAGAGAGAACGUUGCACUAUUGGGAUAUGAUGGUUGGGUCAGUUACUUAUUUUUUAAAGGAAACCUUUUCAUGCCUUUAGAUGUGAACUUACAGUAGGUAAUGAUUAUGUGUCCUUUUUUGAUGGCUGUAACGAGAACUUCAAUCACUGUAGUCCAAGACCUGAUCUAUAGGUGACCUAGAAUAGCCAUGUAAUAUAAUGUGAUGAUUCUAAAUUUGUACCUAUGUGACAGACAUUUUCAAUAAUGUGAACUGCUGAUUUGAUGGAGCUACUUUUAAGAUUUGUAGGUGAAAGUGUAAUUCUGUUGGUUGAACUAUGCUGACGAGGGAAAGUGAGCGAUUAGUUGAGCCCUUUUUUUUUUCCACCUGCCAAUUCUACAUGUAUUGUUGUGGUUUUACUCAUUGUAUGAAAAUUCCUGUGAUUUUUUUUUUAAUGUGCAGUACACAUCAGCCUCACUGAGCUAAUAAAGGGAAACGAAUGUUUCAAAUCUA
Molecule: messenger RNA, 6817 nt
Organism: Erinaceus europaeus (western European hedgehog)
Lineage: Eukaryota; Metazoa; Chordata; Mammalia; Eulipotyphla; Erinaceidae
Gene: PPARGC1A
Product: PPARG coactivator 1 alpha
Exons: 13
Coding region: 518-2911 (797 amino acids)
Biological process (GO): positive regulation of transcription by RNA polymerase II
Cellular component (GO): nucleus
Molecular function (GO): transcription factor binding; RNA binding
Source: RefSeq, a predicted model, not a curated record